Messenger RNA from Diorhabda sublineata, 1828 nucleotides. Its product is annotated as fatty acyl-CoA reductase wat-like. Bases 211 to 1809 code for a protein of 532 amino acids. The record is from RefSeq and is a predicted model, not a curated record. Gene Ontology annotation, biological process: long-chain fatty-acyl-CoA metabolic process. Gene Ontology annotation, cellular component: peroxisome. The transcript has 9 exons. NCBI's taxonomy places the organism in Eukaryota, Metazoa, Arthropoda, Insecta, Coleoptera, Chrysomelidae. Gene Ontology annotation, molecular function: alcohol-forming very long-chain fatty acyl-CoA reductase (NADP+) activity.
AAAUAAAGUAUAAAAGUGGGGAAACACGCAAUUAUCGUGCACAGGUGAGCUGAACUUAACUAUGAACUUCCAAGCAUUUACAUUUAACAGUGUUGUUGAUAAGUGACGUGCUCACAGUUCGCAUUAAAAGUCUAAUUUCUUAAUUAUUAAGAAUUGUAACGGAAAUACGACAGAGGAAAUUUUGUAAACAAAUUUACAGUUUAAAUAAAUAUGGAUAGAUCCAAUCAGAGCGUUGAAGAUGAACGAGAAGGAGGGGACAUAACAUUCGCUGAUAUGGUCGUUGAAGACAGCGAACUCUUGAAAUUUUAUAACGAUUCUACCAUUCUUUUAACGGGAGCCACUGGAUAUCUUGGAAAAUUACACAUGGAGAAGCUGUUAAGAGUCUGUAACGUGAAAAAAAUUUUUAUUAUCGUUAGGGCGAAAAAAGGAAAAGAUCCAGAAAAGAGAUUAGAGGAACUUUUCAAUGAUCCUAGUUACGCUCCACUAAAAAGGAAGUAUCCUAAUUUCACCAGGAAGAUUCACUUGAUGGCAGGUGACGCAGCCUUACCGAAUCUAGGUUUGUGCGAGGAAGAUAUUGAAAGGAUCAAAUCAGAAGUCGAUUGCGUGUUUCAUUACGCAGCUACAGUGAGGUUCGACGAGAAACUCAGAAUAGCGACUUAUAUAAACGUUAGAGCAGUAAGAGAUCUCAUACGAAUAGCUAAGGAUAUCAAAAAAUUAAGGGCAUUCGUACAUAUUUCCACGGCUUAUUCUAAUUGUGUCCAAUCUACAAUAGAGGAAAAAUUUUACGACCCCCCAAUAAUGGCGGAUAAAUUAAUAACAUUAGUGGAUUGCUUGAAUGACAAUCAACUAGAUGCCAUAACUAAAUCCUUACUUGGAGACUUUCCUAACACGUAUGCAUUUACGAAAUGCAUAGCGGAAGAUAUUCUUAGAACUGAAGGAAAAAAGUUACCAAUAGCACUAUAUAGGCCAUCUAUUGUGAUUGCUACUUUGAAAGAACCAGUUGCUGGUUGGAUCAACAAUGUGUAUGGUGCUACGGGGGUGUUAAUAGGUGUGGCUAUUGGGUUGUUGAGAACGUUAAGGGGAAAUCCUAAAAAUUAUGCAGAUAUGGUACCAGCUGAUUACGUCAUUAAUGGUGUUUUAGCCAGCGCUUGGGAUGUAGCUUGUAUAAAAACUAUGAAUGAUAACAAAGAAUUACGAGAGGAAAGCAGCAGAGAAGAGCAAUUUGAUAAAGAAAUACCCGUAUAUAAUUAUGUGAGUACACCCGAAAAACCCAUAAGUUGGGACGAAUUUCAACGAUUAAGUACAAAACACGCCACACAAAUACCAUCAGAAAAAGUUAUUUGGCACAGCUAUUUCAGGAUGAUUCAGAAUAAAUGGUUAUUUUUGAUAGCAUCAUUUUUGCUUCAUACUAUACCAGCUCACGUCGUCGAUUUUAUAGCAGUAUGUGUCGGGAAGAAGCCCAUGUUAGUUAAAGGAUACGCAAAAAUAAAUAAAUUUGCCGAUGUGUUGUCCUAUUUUUGUCAACGACAGUGGGUUUUCACGAAUAAUAACAUUCAGUUGUUAUGGCAGAGAUUGAAUAAAAGAGAUAAAGAAUUAUUCGAAUUCAGUAUGAAACUUCUGGACUGGGAUUUGUAUUUCUACACCUACACAAGAGGCGGUCGUUUGUACAUCCUCGAAGAUCCUCUCGAAACCAUUCCAAAAGGAAAAAUAAAGUACAUCAAAAUGCUUUGCGCUCAUUAUGCUUUAAUGGCUUUCUUGUUGGCUGCAUUCAUCAAGAUUAUUAUGAUUAUGUGUAAUUUGAUAUUCUAAAAUAAAUUUUAUAUAUAAA